CCUUGCACUUCUCAGCAUUCACUUUCAAACCUAGAGCUCUUCUCAUAGAAAACGUAUCCAGGCAAAGCAGGGAGACCUCAAGCAGGAGAAGUAUAUCCACACCGUCAGCUUUUGACUCCCCUGUCAGCUGAGAAAUGAGAGAACAGCAGGAUCCUAGCUUUGGCCCUGAAUCCUUCCAGGCUCCGAAGGAAGAUCUCUCAGACUCAUACCUCCCUGGAUUAGACUUUCACUGUUAAUGUGUUGAAAUAGUUCUGAGCCCUGGGUAGUGUGUUUCAUAUUGCACAGUCCUUGGGAAACUCAGCACCUGGGCCACUGCAGAUGUCCUGGAGGCCUGCAGUAAGUGACGAGCAAACUGUCAGUAAGUGAUGAGGGAAGUGAAUUAUGUGAUAUUCCGGUGGUGUUCUGGAAAACUAGCCUGUGCAGUCAUUUAGUGGAUAAGACCAUAGAGAGAGAAAUUAUUCAAGAGAAAGAAGUGAUCUAGAAGUCUAAGUUAGUGCUUUUAAACAUUUUUAGCAGUGAAACUUUUAAAAAUGAGUUUAUGGGCAGCCCAAAAUGGCAACCAGCUACUACCAGGAUUUCCUUAAGCUCUGGGAGGACUGGCCAGUGGAUGAGCGCAAACGGGGCUGGGACUUGGGCGCUUACCUGUGGCAGCAAGUAACACAGGCCUUUCAGGAGGGAGAGAAUACCCAGGUUCCAGAGCCUAAGGCCUGUGUUCAGAUGUAUGAGAGCUUAGCACGACUCCAUUCAAACUAUUACAAACACAAGUACCCUCGUCCCAGAGACAUGGAAGAGUACAAGCUGAUCCUGUCCACAGACACCUUGGAAGAGCUUAAGGAAAUGAAUAAAGGCAUGUGGAAGACAUUGCAGGAGAAGUUUGCCCCCAGGAAUACCCAGGAGAAGCAGAAGGCCUGGGCUCAGGCCUUAUCUUGCCCAUGCAUCUAAGCAUGGAGUCUUAUACCUUGUCAUCAUAAAUAAAACUGUCCUGAUUUUUACCCAAAAAAACUGAGUUUACAAAAAAUUCUGCUACAGAAAUAUAUACAAAUAAAUAAACAAA
Molecule: messenger RNA, 1054 nt
Organism: Ailuropoda melanoleuca (giant panda)
Lineage: Eukaryota; Metazoa; Chordata; Mammalia; Carnivora; Ursidae
Product: ubiquinol-cytochrome-c reductase complex assembly factor 2-like
Exons: 1
Coding region: 553-942 (129 amino acids)
Biological process (GO): mitochondrial respiratory chain complex III assembly
Cellular component (GO): mitochondrial matrix
Source: RefSeq, a predicted model, not a curated record